AUGUCAUUCAUCCCCCGCCAUGCCUUCCCUCCGAUCCCGUCGCUACCGCGAUCCUACUUCCUGGGUCACCAUAAAUCCGGGCUGCAGAAGAUGAAGUCUCUGCUCUCCUCUAUCGACCUAGUCAUUGAAUGCCGCGACUACCGUGUCCCCCUCACCUCGCGCAAUCCCCUCUUCGAAGAUGCUCUGGAAGGCAAAGAGAGAAUUGUUGUGUACACAAAAAGGGAUCUGGGUGGAGGGUCGCGCGACAACAAGAACGAACAAGUCAUUGCAAAAUGGCACUACCCUACCGCAACCAUGUUUGUGAGGAACGGAAAGGAAGCAGAGGGUGAGAUUAACGGAAAGAAGAGCGUAUACAAGCUAUUGGAUAUCCUGAGAGAACAUGCGCAGAAGAGGUGGAAGUUGGUUGGCCACCGGGUCAUGGUCGUCGGCAUGCCGAACGUUGGCAAGUCCACGCUCCUCAAUGCCCUUCGUGCGCAGGGUAUUGGCAAAGGUAAAGUUGCUGCUACAGGCGCUCAGCCAGGGGUUACACGCAAGGUUAGUAGCAGUGGUGUCAAGAUUAUACCCAGCGAGGAUGACAUGGUAUCAGCCGAUGCGGGGACGAAGAACAAACACCAAGGUGUUGGAGGGGGCGUCUAUCUGCUCGACACUCCCGGUGUUUUCAUUCCGUACGUUCCAGACGCUGAAGCCAUGAUGAAACUAGCACUCUGCGGUUCUGUCAAAGAUACCAUUAUCCCGCCCGUUAUGCUCGCAGAUUACCUACUAUACCACCUGAAUCUUCAAUCGCCAAAACUCUACGCGGAAUAUGCCACUGCCCCUACCAACGACAUCAUAGAGCUGCUGUCUGAGAUUGCGAGAAAAACAGGCAGGUUGGGCAAAGGCGGAGCUGUAGAUACGGAGGCGACGUCGUUAUGGAUGAUACAAAAGUGGAGGAAUGGAUUUCUCGGUCGGUUUCUGUUAGAUGAGAUAGAUGAGGGUCGUUUGGACAAGGCUAAAAUUGCUGAAGAAGGCGUUGCGCCUAGUUUCAACCAAGCAAAAAAGAUGGAGAGGGAGAGGAGGAGGGAGAGAAACAAAGCGAGAGGGGAAAAGUAA
Molecule: messenger RNA, 1089 nt
Organism: Pyrenophora tritici-repentis Pt-1C-BFP
Lineage: Eukaryota; Fungi; Ascomycota; Dothideomycetes; Pleosporales; Pleosporaceae
Product: mitochondrial GTPase 1
Biological process (GO): mitochondrial translation
Cellular component (GO): mitochondrion
Molecular function (GO): GTP binding; GTPase activity
Source: RefSeq, a predicted model, not a curated record